This is a messenger RNA of Pundamilia nyererei, 2464 nucleotides long. Its product is annotated as dual specificity protein phosphatase CDC14A-like. The transcript has 11 exons. Lineage: Eukaryota; Metazoa; Chordata; Actinopteri; Cichliformes; Cichlidae. The record is from RefSeq and is a predicted model, not a curated record. Gene Ontology annotation, biological process: protein dephosphorylation. The coding region runs from base 328 to 1662 and encodes 444 amino acids.
ACGACUCUGGGCUGCCCUGUAUAUCUUCUACUUGCUGGAAUAUUCGUUGUAGUUCAGGCAUGAAGGAGCGGAAACCUCUCGGUUCAGGCCGUGGAGCGGAGCGGAGCGACUCGGUUUGGGGGGACUUUGGAGACUUUACGCAUGCUCCUCGUCAGCUGCGGGCGGGGAGACUUUAAAGUUGGACGCUUUUCAUUUACAGUAGUGACGGAGGUGAAAUGAGAUUCUGUAGUGAACUCUUGGUAUUUUUGGAACAUCUCAAGUGGUCUCACAACAGAUAACCAAGAAGAGGACAAAGUCACUGUGACGCGACCAUUCCCACUGUAACAAAUGGCAGAUGGAUAUGAGCAGGCCAGCGCAUCAGAGUUUAUUAAGGACCGCCUGUACUUUGCCACUCUGCGGGUCAAACCUAAGAAUACAGCCAACACACACUUCUUCAGCACGGAUGAGGAGCUCAUAUAUGAAAGUUUCUAUGCAGACUUUGGGCCCCUCAACCUGGCCAUGCUGUACAGAUACUGCUGGAAACUCAACAAGAAGCUGAAGUCUUUCACAAUGUCUAGAAAGAGCCUGGUUCACUACACCAGCUACGACCAGAAGAAGAGAGCCAAUGCUGCUGUUCUGAUUGGUGCCUAUGCUGUGAUGUAUCUGAAGAGAAGCCCAGAAGAUGCCUACAGGACUCUGAUAGCAGGAAACAGCACAGGCUACAUGCCGUUUAGGUACAGGCUGCUGCUUUCUACGAAACAGCGCUUCAUGCUGGGCUGUUGUCCUUACAUUCCCUUUGGGGGGAGUUGUGCUUUUGUUGUGAAAAUCUGUUCCUGCUCUUUUCCUCUGCAGGCAUUACAACAUGGUUUCCUGGAUUUUGAAAGGUUCAGUGCAGAAGAAUAUGAACAUUAUGAGCGAGUUGAAAAUGGAGAUAUGAACUGGAUCGUUCCGGGGAAAGUUCUGGCGUUCAGUAGCCCUCAUUCUCGUGGUUAUCCCCUCCACACACCCGAGGCAUACUUCUCAUACUUUUACCAAAAUGACGUAACGACCGUGGUUCGUCUGAACAGGACGUUGUAUGAUGGCAGGCGGUUUGAGGAUGCAGGAUUUGAGCACCACGACCUCUUCUUCCUUGAUGGGACCACGCCCUCUGACCUCAUCGUCAGACGCUUUCUGCAUGUGUGUGAAAGUACAGACGGGGCAGUGGCGGUGCACUGUAAAGCUGGAUUAGGCCGCACGGGCACUCUGAUUGGCUGCUACCUGAUGAAGCACUUCCGCUUUACUGCAGCCGAGGCGAUUGCUUGGAUCAGAGUCUGCAGACCUGGCUCUAUCAUCGGUCCACAGCAAAACUUCUUAGAAGAGAAGCAGCACAGUUUGUGGGUUCAGGGUGACGUGCAUCGGUCUAAACAGAAGCUGGUCCAACAGAGACUGAGUCGGCAGCAGCAGCUGCAGCAGCAGCAGCUGCACCGCUCUGACUCUGUGCAGGGAGGCAAACAGGAGGCAGUGUCCUCGCUGCUUUCCAGCAUGGAUGACCUGUCAAUCAACACCGUGCUAUGCAAGUCAUAUAGCUUGGAUGAGAAUAACUGCAAAGAAGUCAGUCUGACACAGGGAGACGAACUGAGAGCACUGAAGGGAAAACGCCCACCGAGAUCAGCGUCAUCCUGCUCAAGGUACCAACAUCUGUAACGUAAUUAAUGAUAGAUGGUUAUUGUGGUCAGUGCAAGAGACACGUGGAGAAUGAGCUCAAACGCUGGAAACAAAGUUUCUAUUAACAACGAGAGAUAAUAGACACCAAUAUGUUUUUGUGGAUGUCAGAAAGUACGUAAGUGACUGUUGUCGAAUGCUACAAAGAACGCACGCUUUGUUUGCACGCUGUCUAACAGGCAGACCGGACUGCAUGAAAUCCUGCUGUGUUCUCAUCUGUGCAGCGUGAAUGUUGUGUGUAACCUGCUCGAGCUCAUGUGUCCUUCUUUGUUCUUCGGUUAAACUGAAACCUAAAUGCAACAGGAGAAGUUGUUGUCUUUUGGCGACUUUAGUUAUGAGUGAGAUUAAGGUUCUGGAGGUUGUCAGAGUUCUACUGCCUGACGGUGUCCUCAGCUGGAGCCAGCAGGCCUCCAUCUUUACUGUACACCGUGUUGGUGGAGCACCACUUCCCCUCCUGACGCUUUGCCAGAAUCGCUCCUCCUACGCCCAAGUUUUUGCUGCAGCCGCGGCCUGAGCUGCGUUUCGAUUGGCCUGCCCGCUGCCUCUGCUCUCCAUCCUUGGCUGCCGCCAGACACACAAUCAGUAGAUAAUACCUCUGCUCACUACAGUUUUUGUUUGGGUCCCUGAAUCCACGGCCCAAAUAUAGCAGAUAUAUAAGAAGCUGCCAUAGUUCAAGAAACAUUUCAUAAAAAGUAAAUAGUUACAAGUCGGGGAUAUGGGAGCUGCGGCAAAAAGAAACCAAAGGACGACCACGAACCAAACUCACGGCUUCUCCUGUAAACUA